Daktulosphaira vitifoliae (grape phylloxera) is the source of this 1031-nucleotide messenger RNA. Its product is annotated as elongation of very long chain fatty acids protein AAEL008004-like. Gene Ontology annotation, molecular function: fatty acid elongase activity. The transcript is spliced from 9 exons. Gene Ontology annotation, cellular component: endoplasmic reticulum membrane. The record is from RefSeq and is a predicted model, not a curated record. The coding region runs from base 224 to 1012 and encodes 262 amino acids. NCBI's taxonomy places the organism in Eukaryota, Metazoa, Arthropoda, Insecta, Hemiptera, Phylloxeridae. Gene Ontology annotation, biological process: fatty acid elongation, monounsaturated fatty acid; fatty acid elongation, polyunsaturated fatty acid; very long-chain fatty acid biosynthetic process.
UUCACCAGGAACAUUCAUAGUAGUUACUUACAUUUUACUAUAAAUACACGAGUUUUACAUAAAAGGGUUAUAAAGCAUUAAGCAACUUCCAAAACGUUAAAAUAUAGAUCUAUGACCACAUUUUGAAGUGCUCAGUAAUUGGGAACAUUAACACUUAAAUUUUAAUUCAUGGAAGAUUAAUCGUGAAACAUUAUCAAAACAUUAACAUUAACAUUCAUAGAAAAUGAUCGCCUUCAGUUUUUAUAACUUAGAUAAAUGGAUAAACGAUCAUGGAGAUACACGAAUCACACAAUAUUGGCUGAUGAGUUCAAUGUGGCCGGUACUCUUGAUAUUGAUCGCCUAUUUAUAUUUUGUACUCAAAUUGGGUCCCAGUAUUAUGAAAAACCGGAAACCUUUCAAUAUUGAUAGAAUUGUUAUGAUUUAUAACAUUGUUCAAGUCCUAUACUCAACUUAUUUGGUUAAAGAAGCAUUUCGGCUGUACUGGUUUCAAAAUGACUACAGAUUUAAUUGCAUAGAAAUGGAUUACAGCUAUACUGAUAUAAGCAAAGAUAGAAUUUUCGUCGUUUGGUUAUAUUUUAUUUCGAAGGUUUUGGAUUUACUUGAUACGAUAUUCUUCGUCUUACGAAAAAAACAAAAUCAAGUCACAUUUUUACAUGUUUAUCAUCAUGGUAUGGUACUGACUUUUGGAUGGAUCUUUGUGAAAUUUUAUCCAGGAGGGCAAUUAGCGUUGUUUGGAACAAUUAAUGCGUUCGUGCAUGCAAUAAUGUAUAGCUACUACUUUUUAACUGUAUUGAAACCAGAAUACAAAAAAGCGUGGUGGAAAAAAUACUUAACUCAACUUCAAUUGAUUCAAUUUGUGAUAACAGCUGUCAAUGGAUUUAUGGCAUUAUUAGCUAAAGAUUGCUCCUAUCCAAAAUCAUUCCUAUGUUUUGUUUUGCCACAAGAUAUAUUUAUGUUCUUUUUGUUUUGGAAUUUUUAUAAAAAAACUUAUUUAAAAAUAAAAAAUAUUUAAGAAUAAUUUUUGAUAGAAU